Molecule: messenger RNA, 1080 nt
Organism: Rhizoctonia solani
Lineage: Eukaryota; Fungi; Basidiomycota; Agaricomycetes; Cantharellales; Ceratobasidiaceae
Product: GNAT family acetyltransferase
Exons: 2
Coding region: 1-1080 (359 amino acids)
Molecular function (GO): acyltransferase activity, transferring groups other than amino-acyl groups
Source: RefSeq, a predicted model, not a curated record
AUGCCUUCUCGUGCCGCAACACUCAAUCUUCAGGUCCUUAUCCACCCAACUGCAACGGACUUCCUCGAUGCUACCGAGCAUAUUCUCGAGAAAUUCGGUCUUACCUCCAACAUCAUUCUCCCUUUUGCCAUUAAAGUUCGCAAGAACGAAAGGCUUCCUGUCUCUAACGCUCGAGGGGCAGCUUACUGGUCGGCGCCUCAGGCAGCGCCUACGUCUCAGGUACCACGGCAAUUCUGGAUGACGCAGUGGACCUCCCGUGGCGCCAGCUCGGUACCCACCCUCGACUUUGUUCUCGCCCUUACCGAAGGCCUACUUGGUGCUUACCCAGUGUUCUUCUGGUCACCUCACCAGUCAAUCGAAAUGUCUUCUGCAUUCCUAUUCCCUCGUAUUCAAGCAAUUGUUGCUCGUCUCUCCAGAGCGAUCCCCGCUGAGCGGGUCUUUUCUGUUUUCGGUCAAGAACCCGUAGUCAACGCUUUCACCAACGUAUGGACUCAGGUCACUGGCAAAAUUCCCGAACCUGAAGCUUUCUAUGCCGCCAAGUUUUCGUACUGCACUCGCAAGCAUCUCCAGCCUACUCCUCAACUUCCUUCAGGACACGAACUCCGGCUGGCUACCCUUGCCGACCUCGAUCAAUGCGCUCAGCUAUGCAAGGAAUUCGCUGACGACUCUGUAUACUUUCCCCUAUCACUAGAAGGAGGGCGCCAGGAAGCCAAGUCUAUGAUCGAGGCUAAGCAUCUUUGGGUCUAUGCCACUCCCCAAGGCAUUGCCACUAUUGUAGCCUCUACCCGCCGGACUCCUAAUGCAGUCGCAUCGAUUAACAAAGUCUAUACUCCCCCCAAUUUCCGCGGUAAGGGAUGCGCCCAACGCCUGGUGGCCUACGUCACCCGUGUCCUCUUGGACGGCACUGACUGCGCUACUGCGCACGAGGCUGUUGUUCUCUACGUCAGCCAUGGAAAUCCCGCAGCGCGCGUCUACAAUCGGGUCGGCUUCCAGGGUUUGGAUGAUAACUUGCCUCUCCCUCCUUUUGUUGAGAGCUGGCUUGAAACCGGGUUCCAAGCAACCCAGCGUGGUCACUGGUAA